This is a messenger RNA of Papaver somniferum (opium poppy), 639 nucleotides long. Its product is annotated as transcription factor LAX PANICLE 1. NCBI's taxonomy places the organism in Eukaryota, Viridiplantae, Streptophyta, Magnoliopsida, Ranunculales, Papaveraceae. Gene Ontology annotation, biological process: regulation of DNA-templated transcription. Bases 1 to 639 code for a protein of 212 amino acids. The transcript has a single exon. The record is from RefSeq and is a predicted model, not a curated record. Gene Ontology annotation, molecular function: protein dimerization activity; DNA-binding transcription factor activity.
AUGGACUUUGUUCAUGGGAAAUCUUCUUAUACUACAAAUGUCAUGGCAGCAAAAAACAACAACAUUAUGAAUCAUCAAGAGAAUAAGAUCAUGAAAAAGGGUGGGAACAGUAAGAAAAGUGGUGGUGGUGGUGGUAAGGCAGUGAAGUUAUCAACUGAUCCACAAAGUGUUGCAGCUAGAGAAAGAAGACAUAGAAUCAGUGAUAGGUUCAAGAUAUUACAAAGUUUAGUACCAGGUGGAACUAAAAUGGAUACAGUUUCUAUGCUGGAAGAAGCUAUUCACUAUGUUAAGUAUCUUAAAACACAGAUUUGGCUUCAUCAAACUAUGUUGGUGACUAAUAACUUCAAUAUUCAACUUGAUGAUACUAAUAAUGUUGUUACUGAAGAGUACCCGUCAUCAUCAUCUGAUCUUUCUUAUUCUCAUGGUCAUUAUGGUCAUGAUCAAAAACAUGAAUUACUCUACUAUCCUCAACCACAUCCAGAACCAUAUUACCAACAUUCUAGCAGCACUGCAGUAGUAGUGCAGCAAACAGCACCACACCAAGAAAGUUUGAUGAUGAUGCAACCUUAUAGCAGCUUUCAAGAGCAUGGAACCAUGCUGGUGCAUGACAAUCAUCAGUACCGGUCUUUCAACUAUUAG